AAAUCUUGAGCUUAAAAAUGGUAUAAAGGCUUGAGUUGGUAGUAGUGGCCCAAAACUCAAGCUCUCAACCAAAGUCAUCUUCUCCAUCAAUUUAGCUAAACUGUUCAUGAACUGUAAUUUCCAUCCUCUAAAAAUGUGUUCCUUACAAAUCCCUUUCAAUAAAUCACCACAAUCCUUCUUCCCUUUAAACCCCACUUCAAAACUCAAUUCUGUUCAACAAUCCCCACCUCAAAUUUACAAUCACAGCUCAAAACUAAGAGCAGUAUUGUCCAUUCAAGAAAUUCCUCCAAAUGCGGCUCGCCGGAAAAAUGAUUCACAGUGGAGAGGAGGGUUCAGUUUGGGAGUGGACUUGGGUUUGUCUCGUACUGGUCUUGCCAUUAGUAAAGGCUUCUCCUUUAAACCUCUCACUGUUUUGGAAUUGCGUGGAGACAAGCUUGAGCUUAGGAUUCUUGAAGUUGCUGAAGACGAGGAGGUGGAUGAGUUUAUAAUCGGACUUCCAAAAUCUCGGGAUGGAAAGGAAACCCCCCAAUCCAAUAAAGUUCGUAGUGUUGCUGGAAGAUUUGCUGUUCGAGCUGCUGAAAGGGGUUGGAGAGUAUAUCUACAGGAUGAACAUGGGACAUCUACAGACGCUACUUACCGGAUGAUUAACAUGGGCCUCAGCAAGGGAACUCGACAAAAGAGUAUCGACGCCUAUGCAGCUGUGAUGGUACUGGAGAGAUAUUUUGGCGCAUCUGGGGAGGGAACUGAACUCGUAGUACCAAAGCAACUUGAUCUGCAAGAUAAACUUCGGAAAGGUCCUUCCAAAGAUAUCGAUUUUUAUCCAGAGUAAUUAAUUCAAUGCUGCACGUUUUAGUUUCGUAUUUGAAGUAAGAUUCUGAAUUCAAACCAAUUCUCCAACCACAUGCUUCAUACACUGUAAUGCAUUCUUCUUGUUAGCAACUGAAAUCUUAGUUGAGUUACUGUCUAGCAAAUAUAUAUCAAGCCAAGGUAUAAGCAGCAAAAAAUGUUCUGUACAAUGUAAACAUUCUUGUUCAUAACUUCAUAUAGCAACCAAUCCGCUCCUUAAUUGUUAACGAUCACAA
Mercurialis annua (annual mercury) is the source of this 1082-nucleotide messenger RNA. RefSeq lists its product as uncharacterized. Gene Ontology annotation, biological process: rRNA 5'-end processing. The coding region runs from base 107 to 829 and encodes 240 amino acids. NCBI's taxonomy places the organism in Eukaryota, Viridiplantae, Streptophyta, Magnoliopsida, Malpighiales, Euphorbiaceae. The record is from RefSeq and is a predicted model, not a curated record. The transcript has 6 exons.